Phyllopteryx taeniolatus (common seadragon) is the source of this 1576-nucleotide messenger RNA. RefSeq names its product CD68 molecule (gene cd68). Gene Ontology annotation, cellular component: membrane. The transcript has 6 exons. Lineage: Eukaryota; Metazoa; Chordata; Actinopteri; Syngnathiformes; Syngnathidae. The record is from RefSeq and is a predicted model, not a curated record. The coding region runs from base 61 to 1059 and encodes 332 amino acids.
GACCGAGGCGUCAUUCCGUCCUUCGUCGUCUCCGAGAAGCUUCAAACUGCACCUGUCGCCAUGAAAAGUUCACUCACAAUACUUUUUUGCUGCGUUUUUUCAGCACUGGCUCAAGAUCAACCCCCUGCGACUGUGACUCCCGCAAAAGAAUUCUUUUCCACAAGCGAACCGGAACCUUCCGGCAACCAAACGACUCCCGCGCCCGCGACCCCGGCCCCCAUCGUAACGACCCGUCCUGUCCCCGCAACAACCAAUGCUACGACCGGUCCCCUGCCCCCAACAACCCACGUGACGACCAGUAAUGGUUCUAGAACAACCAACACUACGACCGGUCCCGUGCCCCCGACGACCCACUUCACGACCGGUGAUGUUCCCACAGCAACCAACGCUACGACCACCCCUGUCCCCUCCACCAAAAUGACCGCCACACCAACCACCACCGCACCCAAGCCCACGCCGCCCAGCGACUUGAGUGCGGGAGACUACCGCCUGAUGAAGGGCAAAGCCGUUUGCCUGAAGGCCCGCGUGGCCCUGCAGAUCCGACUCGUGACACCAAAGGCCAGUGGGACGUUCAUCGUGCAGCCCAAUAAAACCCAAGCUGUCGGGAAAUGUCAGGAGAACAGGGCCAACCUCACGCUGGUCUUCCAGGAGGGUUUCAUCACCUUCAUUUUCAACAAGAGCGCUGAAGAAAACCUCGCCUACGCUAACGCGUUGUUGUUCAGCCUCGUCUACCCCUUAAGCACAGCCGGCGGACACUACGCCGCCAACAACCAGUCGUUGCGCGCCUUCCCUGCGAAGAUCGGCCACUCGUACUCGUGCAGGAGCGAAUCAGUUUACAUGGGGAACGGAUUGUAUCUGGACGUCAAGGAUGAUCGGAUGCAGGCCUUCAAUCUGACCAAGAGUGAGGAGUUUGGUGUCACCGACCACUGCGCGGCAGACCAGCCCGAUUACAGAGUGGCCAUCGGGGUGGGCGUGACAUUGCUGGUGCUCAUCUUGGUGGUGGUCGUGGUGUACCUGCUGGGCCGCAAGAGGAGGACGGAUGGCUACCAGUCCCUGUGAGGCCCUCCGCCAAGGCGGAGCCCCAGAAAUGUGUGGGUCUUCAUCACCCACCGACCCAUCCCUGUAUAAAAUCCUGAUCGACUUGCCCAAUGUAUGUAUGCCCAAUGUUUGCAUUAAGUUACACAUUAAGUUGUUUUUCAAAUGUUUUUUUUUUGUUCCCCCCCCCCCCCAUAAGUGUUCCUUCGAGUGGUUCCUCCACAGCCUCAUAGAUUUUUUUUACGAUGAAUCCACUAAAAGGGAUGGGCCAGGGUUGCUUUAAGCGAUGCUAUUCCUGCAAUAUUGUCCUAAUCAAUAAUUGUAAUCCGCGGUGAGGUUGUGAAUGCAUUCAUUCUAUGAAUUAAGUCGGAGCGCCGAUUAAGUGGAUGUUGCUUCCUGCUGAUGAAUGCACAUGCUGUAUGUAUGUUGUAUUAAAGUGUCUUUUCAAAUGUGACGAGUUGCAUUGAGUUUAAUGAGGGAUUUUUAUGUCCAUGCUGUUUUGUCCAAGUCUUUAUGCCAUUAAAGAUUGAUCCAUUUGUAA